Messenger RNA from Didymodactylos carnosus, 1287 nucleotides. The record is from the annotation of a GenBank genome assembly. Lineage: Eukaryota; Metazoa; Rotifera; Eurotatoria; Philodinida; Philodinidae.
AUGAGUAGUGAUCGUGAUAGUCAUUCUCGAUCUUCAAGAUCUCGUCAUCGUUAUUUAGUAAAAUUAAGAGGACUACCAUAUUCAGCAACAAAAAAUGAUGUUCAUAAAUUUCUUAAACCCUGUCAUGUAUUGAAUGGUGAUGAUGGUAUUCAUAUGUUAAAAAUUGGAGAUGGACGCUCAUCUGGGGAAUGUUUUGUUGAUUUAGAAUCCGAUGAAGAUGUUCGAGUUGCAUUAUUAAAAUCAAAAGAUCAUAUGGAAAAUAGAUAUAUUGAAAUAUUUCGCGCUAAAAAUGCCGAAUAUAAUUUUUAUGUUAAAAACAAUGGGUUAAUAUCAUGGCGAGAACCCGUUGUUCGUGUACGUGGUUUACCUUAUCGAUGUUCAACGUCGGAUAUUCAAGAACUUUUUAGUGGCAUUGAAAUAUCAAAAAAUGGAGUGUAUAUUGCACGUGAUGUUGAAGACCGGGCUACAGGCGAUGGUUUUGUCGCUUUUAUAAAUAUGGAUAAUGCCUAUGAAGCGAUGGAAAUAAAACGAAAACAGAUUGGACACAGAUAUAUUGAAAUUUAUCCAAGUACAUACGAAGAAGCUCGACAACGAAUUGUUAAAGAUACAGGAUCAAAUUCAACAAAAUUUAGCAGACCAAAACAUUUUAUGAGAAGAGAAAAUGGAAGAGGUGGAAGAAGAUCAAGAACAAGAUCAAGAUCAGAAAGCCAAGAUCGUCGAGCAGAUCGUUCUUUGUCACCACGACCCCGUAAUAACAAUCGACGAAAUCCACCACCUCGAAGUCGUAGUCCAAUUCGUCGUCGUUCAUUAUCUCGUUCGCCUCGGAAAUAUGCCGUCAAAAUGCGUGGUUUACCAUUUCGUGUGACUGAAAAUGAUAUAAAAAAAUUUUUUUCUUCAUUUUGUGAACCGUCGGCAGUUGAAAUAUUUCGUGAUCGUGAAACAAAUCGUCCGAAUGGUGAUGCAUUAGCUUAUUUUGAUACCGAGAAUGAUGCACAAGAAGCAUUAAAAUUUGAUCAGAAAUAUAUUGGGAAUCGUUAUGUUGAAUUAUAUUAUGAUUCAUCUCGUACAUUCCGUAAUAAUGGUUAUAGACGUAGUAGAUCAUUACAAUCGCCAAGACAAAAUCGAAAUGGAUCUCGAUCACACAGUCGAACAAGACAACGAACAAGAACUCGAUCAAGAUCGGACAGAAGUAAAAUGGCUAGUCAUCUUUUAUUUUCAUUUCAAAAAGCAUGUGAACAUUAUUUUGACAAUGCAGUUUCAUUUCAAGAAGAAAAACGUUUAUACUAG